Messenger RNA from Drosophila serrata, 649 nucleotides. RefSeq names its product ribosomal protein L26 (gene RpL26). Gene Ontology annotation, biological process: translation. The record is from RefSeq and is a predicted model, not a curated record. Gene Ontology annotation, cellular component: large ribosomal subunit. Gene Ontology annotation, molecular function: RNA binding; structural constituent of ribosome. NCBI's taxonomy places the organism in Eukaryota, Metazoa, Arthropoda, Insecta, Diptera, Drosophilidae.
CUUUCUUUUCGUUGUUUUUCGACGUCCGCAGCACAAGCAAGAUGAAACUGAACAAGUUCGUGUCGUCGUCGCGCAGGAAGAACCGCAAGCGCCACUUCCAGGCUCCCUCCCACAUCCGUCGUCGGCUCAUGUCCGCCCCGCUGUCGAAGGAGCUGCGCCAGAAGUACAACGUGCGCUCGAUGCCCAUUCGUCGGGACGAUGAGGUCCAGGUCAUCCGCGGCCACUUAAAGACUAACCAGGUGGGCAAGGUUGUCCAGGCCUACCGCAAGAUUGUCGUCUACAUUGAGAAGAUCCAGCGCGAGAACGCCAACGGCACCAACGUCUACGUGGGCAUCCACCCCAGCAACGUGCUGAUUGUCAAGCUGAAGCUCGACAAGGACCGCAAGGCCAUCCUGGAGCGUCGUGGCAAGGGACGUCUGGCUGCUCUCGGCAAGGACAAGGGCAAGUACACUGAGGAGACCGCCGCUGCCCAGCCUAUGGAGACCGCGUAAAUUACCGGCAAACAGUCUGGAUCGCAAUCGCCUCUGUGACGUCACUGUUUACUGUUUUUACCGUAACGAUUAGUGUAAAAAACAACUAAAAAUCGCGUGUGAAAAUGGCGCCAUUCUUUACAAUAAAGAACAGUUGAUUUUUCGCAAAAAAUUGACAA